CUUGUCAGAGCCUGCAGAGGGAAUAGACGUGCUAUUUUCCGAGAACUCAUGCUGCUCCCUCACCUCUGACUCCUGCUCCUACUUUCACUGGCCCUAAAAGUCUAAUGUGACCGCGGUCCAUCCAGGUCAACGGCCUCAACAUGCAGGCGGCGACCCACCACGAGGCGGUCAGCGCCCUCAGGAAUGCUGGGAGCUGCAUCAAGAUGAAAGUGCUCAGAGAGAGGCUGCUACCCCGCGAGGUGUGUGACCCGGACCGGUCUCAGGAUCCUGCGGACGUGACGGGACGACAGCUGUGCAGCCAGGACGGCGGAGGCCAGAGAGGCAAACGGCCGGCGGCGGAGAGCGCAGAGGACCGCUCGUCCAGGAAGACUGAGGCGGUCGUCUGCAACGGCAACGGCAUUUCUGAUUUGGAAAGUGACCUGAAAAGGACCUUAUCUGAACUGGAGGCAGAGGCCUCUGUGAAAAAUGAUUCACUUCAAGGCGGGAAACAUACAAUGACAAUCCCGCGGAUCAUCCUCACUCAUCCCUCUACCUCGGAUGAAGAUGUGGAGCUCUUGACGCAGAGCCCCAACACAGAGCCGCCACAUGACUUUGACAUUCCUGACAGACGUGGACACUCUGCCUGCUUUGACAGCGCUUUCUACCCACCUUGACCACAUGUGGAGGCGCACACAUGAAGGACACAGACUGUUAUUACCCAGAUCUUCAUGUGUUUUGGUACCAAAGCAUUUUCUGAUGUUACAGUGGAGGAUUAGUUUAAAGCAAAUAGUUGGAAUGUGUUUUUUUUACUAUCACUGCAAAGCUUUUUGUCUCUCACAUUCAAUUGCUGCUAAUAGUAUUUCGUGAUAUUAAAAUCAUUUACAAGAAUGGAAAAAAUUAAGACUUUAUUUUCAUUACUAAACCACACUUUUUCCUGCACAACUGAUCAGAGACUGUAAAGCAUGCUCUCUGAUGCCCAAAUAAAAUACAUGUCAGAAUGUUAAAUACAGUCAAUUAAACAAUGAAUGGCGCUGGCUACCUCUACUUCACACCACUGUGCUGUAGGUUAUGGAUGUGCUGGAACAUAGUGUCUCCACCUGUGAUAAUGUGAAGCUCUCAAACUUAUUAUAGUCCGUACCGAGAUAACAUGCCACAUGGCUGAACAGAGAUCACAGCAGGCUGUCUGAGUCCUGCAGGGUCCUGAGACAGACAUUCUGCUUCAAAUGUUCACACACCUGCUAAAUUCAGACUUGUGACAUUAUAGACUCUGCAUCAUGAGUAGAAAAGGAGACCAGACAUCAGUCUGAAAGAAUUUAGACUCUUGCUUCCAAAGCAAGAAGCAAGAAGAAUUUGCAAACUAUCAAUGUCAACGUCUGGCUUGUAUUGUUUUAUGGCUUUUACAUUCCCGCAGC
This is a messenger RNA of Chelmon rostratus (copperband butterflyfish), 1391 nucleotides long. Its product is annotated as protein scribble homolog. The record is from RefSeq and is a predicted model, not a curated record. The transcript is spliced from 3 exons. Bases 141 to 653 code for a protein of 170 amino acids. NCBI's taxonomy places the organism in Eukaryota, Metazoa, Chordata, Actinopteri, Chaetodontiformes, Chaetodontidae.